Ilyonectria robusta is the source of this 1092-nucleotide messenger RNA. RefSeq names its product regulator of chromosome condensation 1/beta-lactamase-inhibitor protein II. The record is from RefSeq and is a predicted model, not a curated record. Lineage: Eukaryota; Fungi; Ascomycota; Sordariomycetes; Hypocreales; Nectriaceae. The transcript has a single exon. The coding region runs from base 1 to 1092 and encodes 363 amino acids.
AUGGAGGUAGUAUUCGCGCUUGGCUCAAAUGGCUCCGGGCAGCUUGGUAUUGGCCACAAGGAAGACGUCUCGGUUCCCAAACAGGUGCUCUUCGAACCCGAUGCACCAAGCUCGCCCAUUGUCAAAAUUGUCGCCGGCGGAAACCACACGCUGCUUCUUACCGAGACUGGGAAGCUAUAUUGGAGUGGAGACUCGACGCCCGGGGCUUGCGGUUUGACGUCUGGUCCCGAUGUGCCUGCAGUCCGCGAGAUCAAACUCACCAGGGGCGGAGAGAGUGAGGUUGGGGAGAUUGCCCUGAUCGCUGCGACCUGGGAAGCUUCCGUGGUCGCCGCCAAGGACGCAGAAGGCAAAAAGACCAAGGUCUUCAGCUUUGGAAUGGGUGGCAAGGGAGAAUUGGGCCUGGGCGAGCUCAUUGUGCGGACACCGCACGCUAACGAGAUCAAAGACUUCCCACCUCCCGGGACAGAAGUUGUGGACCUUGCCGCCUGCAUGAGCCACGUCGUCGCGGUUCUGAGCAACGGCGAUGUCUAUGGAUGGGGCAACGGGUCAAAGGGCCAGGCUGGAGAUCCUGCGCAGGUCAUUCACGCCCCUCGCAAGAUCGAAGGCGUUCCGUUCAAAGUCGCCAGGGCCGUGUGUGGCCGCACGUUUUCUUGCUUGUUCGGCGACGCUGAGAGUGGAAACAUUCAAGUGCUCGGUUCAGACAAGUGGGGGAUCCAGUCCGGCGCGCCUCAACCCGCUCCCAAAUGGAAGGACGUCGGGGCCAGCUGGGGAAAUGUCUACAUUUUGACCGAGGACGACGAGCUACAGAGUUGGGGCCGGGACGACCAUGGACAGCUCCCUCCACCGAAGCUCCCGAAGCUCAGCAAGAUUGCCAUUGGUAGUGAACAUGUCGUUGCCCUUUCAGCUGAGGGUGAUGUCUUUUCAUGGGGUUGGGGCGAACACGGGAACUGUGGACCUCAGGUUGAGAACAAUGAUGUGAAAGGCAGAUGGAACGUCAUUGCGUCGUCAAAAUUCAUUCCCCCUGGAUCUAAGAUAGGCGCAGUCGGUGCAGGGUGCGCUACCAGUUGGGUAUUCAUUACAGCUGAUGAGUGA